This is a messenger RNA of Mycotypha africana, 1643 nucleotides long. Its product is annotated as ZIP zinc transporter-domain-containing protein. Gene Ontology annotation, molecular function: zinc ion transmembrane transporter activity. Gene Ontology annotation, cellular component: membrane. The transcript is spliced from 4 exons. NCBI's taxonomy places the organism in Eukaryota, Fungi, Mucoromycota, Mucoromycetes, Mucorales, Mycotyphaceae. Gene Ontology annotation, biological process: zinc ion transmembrane transport. The record is from RefSeq and is a predicted model, not a curated record. The coding region runs from base 73 to 1374 and encodes 433 amino acids.
UUUUCUUUUUUAUUUCAGAUUCAUUACAUUUAUCAAGCUUUUUCUCUAUUUGGCUUAUUUUCUACAUAGUCCAUGGAUUCAUUUAUUCUAAAUGAUACAAAUCACACGCAAGGGUGGAUAGGUGUUAUUAUAUCCUCAGCAGCUUGUAUAAUAGGAGCUUCUAUUGUAUUUUUAGAUAAGUUUUUUCAUGUGUCGAUUUUGGACAAUCGAGCAUUCAUGGCUUGUUCAAUGGCUUUGGCGUCUGGUGUUCUAUUAUUCUCGUCAUUAUCCAUUUUGUUUCCACAAGCACAACAAAAGUUGGGUAGCAAUAACGAUCUUUCCUUAUAUACCUAUUUCUUUGCAGGCGCUAUUUUCACUUUACUUUUGACAAAAUUGAUCCAUUAUAUGAUGCCUGAUGCCAUUCAUGCUUGUGGAAACCCUUCAGAAAGCUGUCACCAUACAACUUCUGAUGAAGAAAAUAAUAACGGUCAUCAUCAUCAUCAUCAUCACCACCAUCACCACAAGCAGCAACAGCAUUCUCCUCCUCCUCUAAACGACGAUAAUCGAAAUCAGAACUGUUUUAAUCAUGGUCAACAACACAUACAACAACGACAGCAAUCUGUUAAGGAUGAAAGACGUAAAUUAAAUGCUCAUCGUUGUGACGUCGAAUAUGGCACUAUACGAUCCAGCGAAUCACACUUCAGAUUUCAUCAUGACGACCUUGUUCAUAGCAAUACUCCUACAAAGAGUCAAAAGACACAUAGUAGUGAUCGACUUAGUUCUUUCAGUCAUCCCAGCAGCAGCUGUGAGGAUAGAGAAGCAAGACAUGAGAGCGAUAGUACUAGUACAGUGAGUGAAAGUCCAAGUUCGCAACAUCAUAAACAUCAUGAAUCUGUCGAGCAAACAGUGGAGAAAGAUCCAGGUCAUUAUUAUAGUAUCGGAAUACAAACAGCAUUUGCUAUUUGUGUGCAUAAAUUCCCAGAGGGCCUGAUAAUGUUCGUUUCGAGUCAAGCAUCAGCUAAAGUUGGACUCAACGUGAGUAUUGCUAUGUCAAUUCAUAAUUUAACGGAAGGUUUUAUGAUUGCAUUGCCAUUGUAUUACGCUACGCGUUCUCGUACAACAGCCUUCAUCGCAGCAGCUGUUAUGGGUGGAUGCAGCCAACCUUUAGGUGCCUUAAUCGGAUUAUUCCUGGUAAAGAAUAUAUCAAAAGAAAGCGAGAAUUUGUUAUUUGGCAUAGUAUUUGCAUGUGUGAGUGGCAUGAUGUCUCUUAUUACAAUUCAGAGCAUGCUACCUCAAGCCAUAAGAGCAGACACGCAUCAACGCUAUGUACUUUUAUUCUUUUUUAUUGGCAUUUUCUUGGUCGGGCUUUCUUCUAUCCUAAAAGCUCUCAACUGAUAUCCUUUAUUUGUACAUACUUUUUUUUUCUCCUUUUUCUUCACUGUUUAAACCGCACUAGUAGAUACGCAACUUGCUUUUUUACAUGAUCCGUCAAGAGACAUAUUAAAAAGUAAAAGAAAAGUACGUUUUUCCCUGAACUCAUUAUUACCAGAAGUGUACCAUAGGUAUUUAUCAAGCUCCACGGCUGCUUGAGUAGCUUAGAGAACAAUAAUCGCGGUCUGUUAUGAACAAGGUAUAAAAUAUUAUUGACAAUCCAGAAGGAUGAA